AUGUCUGCCAUAACUAUUAAUCAAGUGCAAUAUGUGUCUCCGUUGCAGUGCUAUAUUUAUGCCAACAAGCAGCUUGAGCCCAACAUUAUCUGCAGAGGCUGCAAAAUGCAACGAUACUGCAGCCUACAGCAUCUGGUCGAGGAUCAAGCACAUCGUGACUUUUGCCGAGUGCUCAUUGAUCUGCAAAAGUCACAAAACAUUGGACAUCCCCUGCUUCUAGCCGGCCCGCUUUUGGGACGCGCCCAACUACAGCAGGCCAUGGCUCAACUUAUGCUGGCGGUCCGCGUCAAGCUGCGGCGUCUGUUGACGCGUCGCGAAUGCGAACUUAUUGGCUAUCCCGGCUAUUGUGUGGUCUGCUAUCGCCUAGAGCCGCUGACAGCUUGCGUCGGCUGCGCGGGCGUCGCCUAUUGCUCCGCGGAGCAUCGCCGUUUGGAUUGCUGCAAUCACACGCCGGCCGUGUGCCGGACCUUGGCACUCUACUAUUCACCCUACCGACUGUUGGCCAGUCAGCUGGACAUUGUGCAGCUGAAGCAGCGCAGUGACUUGAAGCGCAGCCAUUUGGUGGAAACGUUUUACGCAGCCACAGAAAUUCGCAUUGAUAGCCAGCCUUGGCGCUCCUUGGAGCAGUAUGAACGCUUUGCCGCUUGCUCCUCGUUCAGCGGCAUUGCCAGCGUCUGCCUGGCGCUUACAAAUAUAUCCUUUGUCGCCGCACCUCAUGAGAUUCUCAGCGUUUAUGUGGUGGGUGCCCAGGAGCUGCAUCGCAGCUACUUUCAACUGAUGCACCUCAAGUUCUUCUUUCUGCAAUACCCAGAUGUCUGCCAGCUGGAAGUGUACUUCAUUGGGCACAAGCUGCAGCCUCGAGCUGGCGAGGAGCUGCUCACAUUUAUGCAAGGGGGCUGCCAACGCAAAGUUGUCCUGUGCACAUUUCCAAAAACUUUCGAGCGCUUCGCCAAGACACAUAGAGUAGAUCCCGUGCUGAUUAUAAUAUAUAAUCCCGAUUUCGCUGCAAUGGACACGCUGACAGAAGGUAUCGUGGAACGGAAAUAUCCGCAUGCAGUGCAGCCAUCGGAGCAGGAUGACUAUAGCUGGCAUGGCUGCCUCUUGGAGACUCUCCACACCUAUGGGGUGCCAAUUUGUUUUACCUCACCCACUAAGAUGCAGGCGCGUUCGGAUCUCAAUUGUGUUAAUGUGCUGGCCAAAGGUUAUAAAAUUGCCAUUGAACGUGUCUACAAUUGCACAGAGAAUCCCUAUCGCGAGAUAUUACCUCAGCACAAUCCCUGUCCCGAUGACGACGAAACCGUUAUUUAUGCAAAUAACUAUUUGGAAGUUGUUUUUACAACCAAAAAAAAG
This is a messenger RNA of Drosophila novamexicana, 1350 nucleotides long. RefSeq lists its product as uncharacterized. The record is from RefSeq and is a predicted model, not a curated record. The transcript has 4 exons. NCBI's taxonomy places the organism in Eukaryota, Metazoa, Arthropoda, Insecta, Diptera, Drosophilidae. Gene Ontology annotation, cellular component: extrinsic component of mitochondrial inner membrane. The annotation marks the transcript as partial.